Molecule: messenger RNA, 1485 nt
Organism: Dendrobium catenatum
Lineage: Eukaryota; Viridiplantae; Streptophyta; Magnoliopsida; Asparagales; Orchidaceae
Exons: 1
Coding region: 1-1485 (494 amino acids)
Molecular function (GO): catalytic activity
Source: RefSeq, a predicted model, not a curated record
AUGAAUUCCAUCUUAUUUUGGAAUUGUAGAGGAGCCAAGAAAAAGAGGGCUUCUCUCUACCUCAAGGAGGUGGUUAAAGAUCAAAAUGUUCUUUUCGUUGGGCUAUUGGAGACUAAACUAGUCUUUAUUGAGCAUAAAGAUAUGAAAUCUUUAAUUGGCACUGGUUGGAAUUACAGUUUUGUUCCGUCCGCUGGUUUAUCUGGAGGCAUUCUUGCUCUGUGGAGAAGCAGCCUAGCUAAUUUCAACAUGAUUGAGUCUUCAUCUCAAUUCAUUGUAGGUGAUUUGGAUAUCCUCAACAAGGGGAAAUGGAGAGUAGCUACUAUAUAUGGCAGCAAAGAUGUGUACAAUAGAAGAUUUCUUUGGAAUGGCUUGGAAAAACAUAUCACCAAUGAUUGGCCUUUGGUGAUCGGUGGAGAUUUCAAUUGUCUUUUGGCUAAAGAAGACAAGAUAGGUGGCAGGAAAUUUAACUUCUCUUUGGGGCCAAGAGAGAUGAAAUACUUUAUGACUUCUAAUGAUCGUCAUGAGCUAAAUUUCAUUGGUCCUAGAAUGACCUGGAGCAAUAAUAAGAAAGGCUAUGAUCGGAUAAUGGAAAGAUUAGAUCGAAUUUUGGUCAAUUUUGUUGCGGUGAACUGUAAUCAACAGAUGGUUGUUAAACAUCUACCCAGAAUUGCAUCUGAUCACUGUCCUAUCCUCCUCAAUACUUCAGUUUUUCCUUCCAAUAGUAAAAGAUCUAUCAAAUUCGAGGAUGUGUGGGCUUCGUAUCUGGCAUCCUUUGAUGUUGUGAAAAAAGCAUGGAUGAGAAGAGACUCAGGAUCUCCAACUGAAAUUCUGAAUUAUAAGUUCAAAAGGGCUCUCAAAUCCUUAUUCUUUUGGAAUAAGGCUAAGCACAAAGAGUUGAAUCAUAUGAAGGACUUGCUCAGAAAAGAAAUUCUUAUUCUUAAAACUAAAGAAUCUGAAGUUGGUAUGCUAUCCAUGGAUGAUUAUUCUCUUAUGAAAUUUAAAAUCAAUGAGCUCAACUCUACUUUGACUCGGUUAAACACGUGGUGGAGACAACGAUCCAAAGUAAAAUGGAUAAGUGAAGAAGACCAAAUUUCAAAAAAAUUUCACUCAAUGGCAAGUGCUAGAAAGAACAACAAUCUCAUUCCUUGCAUUAAGGAUGGCAACGGGAUUAUGGUGGAAAAUCAUAACCAAAUUGAAGACGUUUUCUUACAAUACUUUAAAGACAAGUGGCGAGAUAGAAGAUGCUUACUUGAAGGUUGGACGAAUAUUCACUCUUUUAUGGAUGAGGAUGAUAAAAGUCAGACAAACAAAGAAUUCAUUUUUGAAGAAGUAGAAAAUGCUAUUAAAGAUACCACGAGUGGAUCUUCUCCAGGUGAAGACGAUAUCUCAUAUUCUUUUCUCAAAAUCUAUUGGCCUAUUAUUGGAAUUGAAUUCUGGGAAGCUAUGAGAAAUUUCUUUGAAACUGCUAAGAUGAACGAGGAUUAG